Telopea speciosissima is the source of this 1522-nucleotide messenger RNA. Its product is annotated as pentatricopeptide repeat-containing protein At5g18390, mitochondrial. The transcript has a single exon. The record is from RefSeq and is a predicted model, not a curated record. Gene Ontology annotation, molecular function: protein binding. Bases 66 to 1505 code for a protein of 479 amino acids. NCBI's taxonomy places the organism in Eukaryota, Viridiplantae, Streptophyta, Magnoliopsida, Proteales, Proteaceae.
GUACAACCCAACGCCUCCUUUUCUUAGAAACAACACUCGAGACGGAACGGUCGGUUGCCUCAGUUAUGGUGUCUUCUGCAACUGCUAUUCUUCUCAGGAGAUUCAUCUCCUCGAGCAGAGAAGGCAGUCUGCCGUCCCUAUCGUCUUUUUCUACUACAACUCAUCUCUUCCAAUCUCUCAAAACCCUAACCUCCAAUUCCAAACCUUCUCAACACGAAGACAACAGCUUUCUUGGAGAAAACGAAGCCGGAACCUCCAAGGACGACUACUUCGCUGCCAUUCACCACAUCUCCAACAUCGUUCGCCGCGAUUUCUAUCUGGAACGGACCCUCAACAAACUUCAAAUCAACGUCACCUCCGAACUCGUUUACAGAGUUCUCAGAAGCUGCGGUAAGUCCGGCAUUGAAUCCUUCCGUUUCUUUAACUGGGCUCGGAACCAGCCCCGCUACGAACCCACGUCCAUCGAAUAUGAAGAACUUAUCAAAAUUCUAGGCCGAACCCGUAACUGGGAAACCAUGUGGAAGAUCGCAGAACAGAUGAAAAAACAAGAACUUGUUCUCACUCCUGAGACCUUCUCGUUGAUUAUCGAGUCCUAUGGCAAGCACGGGCUUGUCGAUAAGGCGGUUGAGGUCUUUAAUCGGAUGAGGAACUUCAAUUGCCCUCAGACCCCAGAGGUCUAUAAUUCCUUGCUUUACGCUCUCUGUGAGGUUAAGAAUUUUGAAGGGGCUUAUGCUUUGAUCAGGCGGAUGGUACGGAAGGGAGGUGUUCCUGAUAAGAAGACUUAUGCCGUUCUUGUUAAUGGGUGGUGCUCAGCUGGGAAGCUGAAAGAAGCACAGGAAUUCUUGGAAGAGAUGAGUAGAAAGGGCUUCAAUCCUCCUGUUCGUGGUCGUGAUCUUUUGAUAGAGGGUCUGCUCAAUGCGGGUUAUCUCGAAUCAGCGAAGGGAUUGGUUAGGAAGAUGACUAAAGAAGGGUUUUUGCCUGAUAUAGCGACGUUUAAUUCUCUUUUGCAAGCUAUUUGUAACUCUGGAGAGGUCGAUUUCUCUAUUAAUCUUCUGCAUGAUGUUUGCAGCUUGGGGCUUUGUCCUGAUACUAACACUUACAAGAUCAUGAUACCGGCUGUAUCGAAAGUGGGUAGGAUGGAUGAAGCAUUUAGGCUUCUCCAUUGUUCAAUCGAGGAAGGUCACAAGCCAUUUCCAAGUUUAUAUGGUCCAAUUCUUAAAGCGCUUAUCCGGAUGGGUCAAUUUGAUGAUGCAUUUAGCUUUUUCAGUGAUAUGAAGGCCCAGGGUCAUCCACCGAAUCGGCCUGUUUAUACAAUGUUGAUAAAGAUGUGUGCGCGUGGUGGGAGAUUUGUUGAAGCUGCCAAUUAUUUGGUGGAGAUGACUGAAUUGAAUAUGUCGCCCAGGCUGCAGUGCUUCGAUAUGGUUACUGAUGGAUUGAAGAACUGUGGGAAGCAUGACCUGGCUAAGAGGAUUGAGCAGUUAGAGAUAUCUCUUCGUGGGGUUUGAGUGAGACUUGGAAAUUU